This is a messenger RNA of Meloidogyne enterolobii, 203 nucleotides long. The record is from the annotation of a GenBank genome assembly. NCBI's taxonomy places the organism in Eukaryota, Metazoa, Nematoda, Chromadorea, Rhabditida, Meloidogynidae.
UUGAAGAAAAAUUUUUUGAUUUGGGAAUGGCUGAGUUUUCUGAAAUGACUGGAGCAUUUCUUUUAUUUGAACAAGUUGGAUUAAAAAAAUACAUAGCAACAUCGGCAGUUAGCCCUUUUCCUGCUCAUUUGCAUUUUCUUGGGCAAAAACUCUAUUCUUCUAUACCUGGCAAGUUAUCUUUAAAGUUGACUAUAGCUGGGUAG